AUGGUGGAUCCACUCAAGGCUCACAACUGCACCAAUGAAAGCGAUCAGUACGUGGAUGUAUUGGGGAAAACAGUGCAGUGCACCGCGGGUGAUAUCAUGACGAAGGAGAAGCAGGAGAUUCUGGAAUAUUCGAUUAUCCCCGAGGCUGUGAAGCUGCAUGCAGACCGGCUGGCCGUUGAGCCCUUGACUUACCCCAUCGUUGCGCCGAAGUACAGGGAUACGAGUGUUUGUGGCCGGCUCAACAUCCCCAAGGAGCAUCACACCACUGGUGUUGACGGCGCCGACAUGGUGCUGUACGCCACUGCUGCGCCGACGGUUGAUGGCGCCUUUGCGUGGGCGGCGACGUGCGCGGUGCACCCCAAUGGGCGGCCGCUGAUUGGCGUGAUCAACUACAGCCCGCGCCACAUUGCACGCACGUCGCAUGCCGUCCGCGUCGCCGCACACGAGAUUGCGCACACCCUUGGGUUCAACGUGGAGACCAUGCAUAAGCGGGCGAAGCUGGUUGGGAUUUCCACCUACGAGGCACGUGGAAAGGAGGUUUACAUCUUUGAUGCUGCGAAGACAAAACAAUGGGGAGCGUAUCACUACCAGUGCAAGGGCUUUCAUGGCAUGGAGAUGGAGGACAGUAUGACGUGGGCAGCCGAUGAACAAUCCGCUAAGGUGUCGCAAAGCACUUCGUUGGGGUUGAAGUCUGCUGUUGCUCUUGGAAUUCAAGCACAAAAGGGGACUACUGGGCGCCAAAUGUCUAAGAAACGUCAAAGCGACAGGACCGAGUGGGAUCUGUCCACAAAGAUGGGUGUGAGCUCCCACUGGAAGCGGCUUCUUGCGAAGGACGAGCUGAUGGCCGGUCUUGUGGGCGUUGGUCGCUACACGGCGAUAACGCUUGCAGCUUUUUCUGAUCUGCAGUUUUACAGUGUGGACAUGUCCAAGGCCGAACCGAUGAGCUGGGGAAAUUACUCUGGAUGUGAUUUUCUGAAGAGCAAGAGCUGCGUUACAAACGGCAAGUCUAACUAUCCCAGCAUGUUCUGCGACAAACAUGAUGAUGCUCUGCUGCGGUGCACCUCUGACCGUCAGGCGUUGGGGAAGUGUGUUACUGGAAAGUACGACGAUCUUCCCGCGAUAUACAGCUACUUCAAAACCCCGACGGAUGAUGGCAAGGUUCUUGGUGGCAGGCGGGAGGACAUGAUGGACUACUGCCCCAUUAUUGUGGCGGACAAAGGCUUCAGCUGCACUGAUGGAAACGAGAGCAACAUGCCGGGGAGUCUGAUUCGCGAGAACUCGCGGUGCGUGGAGGGGAAGGAUCUGAAGGUGGGGGACACGCCGAUUGGCGACGUGUGCGUGCAGAUGAAGUGCGCCAGGGGCGGCGUGUACUUCCGCAUAGCCGGCAACAACACCUGGUACGGCUGCCCUGAGGGUGGCUCCCGCAACGUGACGAAAAUAAAGGGUGCGCUGACUGGCACUAUUGUGUGCCCGAAUGUGUCUGACGUGUGCCCUACGAAGCUGCCGUCGCUGAGGAGGCGUAGCGGGGCAUCGGGCCGUCACGUGCCGUCCACCGUGCUGCAGAUGCUGGCGAACAUCUUCCAAGGGAGACGCAGGACGGGCAGUGGCCUCGAGGAAAACAAGCCUGUCACGGGAGGUUCUACGCCAGACUCUGUCGACACCAGGGACGCUGCUGUGGCAAACGCCAACGAGGCUCAGACCGUACAUGAAACCGGAGUUAUUUCUUCCACAGGAGCGCUACAAACUGGCGGUGACACAUCCUCUAUUCAUCAGGCGUCGGACGCUGCGUCCAGCGUUGAUCCCAGCCCCUCCAACGAAGAACAUGGCAGCCUUCGAACAGAGGGAACUACUGAUGGAUCUAUUUCGCAUGGAAACGAAGGCAACUCAGCCGACAACACAGGAAGUCAGGCAUCUGUUAACAUAAGACGUGCCAGCAUUGUUAAAACACACGGCAAGAACCUUGACCUGAAGCUGAAUGCCGAUGGCAGUGCUGCUGCCUCCGCCUUGGCGCCGCUUGUGUUGGCCGUCGUGGCCGCCUCUGCGAUCAUGGCGCACUGA
Molecule: messenger RNA, 2058 nt
Organism: Trypanosoma grayi
Lineage: Eukaryota; Euglenozoa; Kinetoplastea; Trypanosomatida; Trypanosomatidae
Product: putative surface protease GP63, putative,metallopeptidase
Exons: 1
Coding region: 1-2058 (685 amino acids)
Biological process (GO): cell adhesion; proteolysis
Cellular component (GO): cytoplasm; membrane
Molecular function (GO): metalloendopeptidase activity
Source: RefSeq, a predicted model, not a curated record